CAUGUGGGGCGCAGGCGGCGGAGUCUCCACCUCUUCUGGCAGCGGGAACCUGUGGCUGCCAAGCUCCAUUAAAGCCAUCAGCAGCCGGGGGGACGCGCUCCGCGGCGAAGGCGGGGUGGGCUGCGGUGCUUUAUUUUAAAAUAUAUACUUUUCUUUUUUCGCCGCCCGCUUUAUCCCUUCGCAAGGCUCGGGCUCAGCAGGACGCCUGCGGGCUGAAGCCGGGGUGCUGCCGCCGCCGCGGGCACCGGAGCGCCGGAGGCGGCCCAUGGCUGCACCGCCGGGCGCCGCGCCCCGCUGAGCUCCGCGGGCACCGGCGGCGAUCGCGCCUCUGGCCGGGACACACAGCGGGCACCAUGGUCCGGUGCUGGUGGCUCGCAGGGCUGCUCGUAGCCUGCGCGGCCGCGGAGCCGCCCUGCCGCCAGCAGCUGCGCCACCUGCAGGACAGCGCCGGGAUCGCCGCGCGGCUGCCGCCCCGCCUGGAGGGGCGCUGGGUCUCCACAGGGUGUGAGGUGCGGCCGGGACCCGAGUUCCUGACCCGAUCCUACCUCUUCUACACCAACCGGCUCUUCAAGGCCCUGCAGUUCUACUACUGGGACCCGUCCUGCCGCGAGCCCUCCUACUCGCUGGUCAUCAAGGGCAAGCUCCGGCUGCGCCAGGCCUCCUGGAUCACCCGCGGGGCCACCGAGGCCGACUACCACCUGCACAAAGUGGGCAUCGUGUUCCACAGCCAGAAGGCCAUGCGGGAGGUGGCCUCCUGGAUCAACCAGACCUCUGGCGAGGGCUGCCAUGGGUUCCUGCCCCCGGGGCGCUCCUGGGCUCCCGGAGCCCUGUACGAGGUGCUGAGCGCCAAGACGGAGCGCGACUGCACGGCGGCGCUGGGCUUCGCCAUGCACGAGCUGAGCCUGGUGCGCGUGGAGAGGCACUUCCAGCCACUGCUGCAGCCACAGCAGAGCGGGAGCCGGCUGGUGGAGGAGCUGUACCUGGGGGACAUCCACACGGACUGGGGGGAGAGGCUGCACUACCGCCCCACCGGCUACCAGCGUCCCUUGCAGAGCGCCCUGCACCACGUGCAUCCUUGCCCGGCGUGUGCCAUCAUCUCCAGGGCCGAUGAGCACCACCCGCCGGUGCUGCCCGCCCGGGCCGCGCUGCCCAUGCAGCUCAGCGGCAGCUGGGUCAGCACCCACUGCGAGGUCCGCCCGGCCGUGCUCUUCCUCACCAGGUACUUCACAUUCCACGGCAACAACCACACCUGGGAAGGGCACUACUACCACUACUCCGACCCGCUCUGCAGGCAGCCCACCUUCACCAUCUACGCCUCCGGGCACUACAGCCAGGGCAUCCCCUCCUCCAAGGUGCGGGGUGGCACCGAGCUGGCGUUUAAAGUCACCCAGGCUCGGGUGACGCCGAUGGACCAGGUGACGGUGGUGAUGCUCAACUCCUCGGCAGCGGGAAGCUGCGGGCUGGCGGGCUCCUGGAGCGCCGGCGUGGAGCAGGAUAUAACACCCACGAACGGAUGCUUGGCUCUGGGCAUCAAGCUGCCCCACACCGAGUACGAGCUGUUCAAAACCGAGCAGGACACGCAGGAGCGCAGCCUCCUCUACAUCGGGGAGCGGCCCACGGACGGCUCCAGCCCCGACAGCCCCGACAAGCGCCCCACGUCCUACCAGGCCCCCCUGAUUCAGUGUGCUGCAGCCUCAGAGGAAUUCUCCAACUACAUCAGUCUGAAAUACGUGGGAAGAAAGGAUGCUAACGGGAUCGAAGCACUAAAACCUUUGCCUGUGGCCUUUUUAUUGUUUAUAGCACUUCUGUUUGUAAGAUGGGACUAGUUAUCUCUUCAGGUACAGUGCAGAAUUCAGAUAAAUCUUGGUGCUAGCGUGAUUUUUAUAUCCUUGAAAUGAGCACAUCUGGAAUCAGUUUUACCCAGAUUUGGAAACACUUUUUAAAAACACCCAAUAGUGAACGAAGCCAAGGAGAUAUGCCUGACUCCACACUGUUUGUCCUGUGGCUUUAUUGCCUAAUCUCUCCUCUUUGCGUGCAAAUUUAAUGUACUGACACGGAUGCACUGCACAUUGCAACAGAUAAUUUAGCAGCAUGAGGGGGGAAAAAGUGACAUCAAUUAAAAUUGCUGCUUUGAGCUUUUGACAUUGCUAAGAUUUAAUCAAGAGCUUGAUUCAGAUGUAAUUCAAACAUCCAAAGUGUUGGCUGCCGAGUUUCUCUGAGGUUAAGUUCCCUCCCAUCACACUCCUUUUUGCUGUUCAUGCAAAUUUAAUCUGCAGAGUCAGUCAGCAAUAAACAGUCAGCAAGUGUUCUUGAGAAGGGCACGGUUCACAUGCCUCUUGCAGUUUACAGAUAUUUUCUGCACUUUGCCUGUGUAUGUCACACACAGGGACCCACAAACACUUGGAGAUGCCCAGAACAGCCCUCACAGAGGGCUCAACUUUUCCACCUGACCCUGGGCAGAGAUUACAGCAGCUGGAAAACACUUCUGAGCACAACAGCUCCAAGCCACUGCAUCCCUGCUGUGUUACCCCAGCUCUCCCAUGCUGUGCUGGCCUGGCUGAGCCAUCAGCAGUGUCCCCAUGUCACUGCUGCCAUACCUGGCACAGGCACUGUCACCAAGUGCCCUGGGAAGGGAAAGAUCCCUCACCAACCUACUCAGGCCACGUAUUUCCACUGCCUCCUUCUCAGCUACUGGCACAGCAGUUGUUAUUCCAGCUCUCCUCUCAAAGUGUCACUUCCAGCCUCAUUCCUGUACAGAUGUUUUAUAAAUCUGCCUCUGGUGAACAAUGAGCUGAAGAGAUGCUCAGAUCAGACAGCACAGUCAGGUCAAACUGAUUCCUACUGACAAGCAGGACAAACGAUGAAAUUAUAUUCCCUGUCUGCUGCAGCUAAGCAUCAUACAACUUCCUCGAGAAGCCCUUCUCCAGCAGCUAAAUAAAUCCUCUCCAAAUAAGCCUAUAUAUCUUACCCACAAAAGAUAUUUUGUUAAAGCAGCUAUGCAAUAGCCACCUUCUUAAUGCUGUAUUUACAAACUUGCAGCUUGUACUUAGAUAAAUUAUGGGGUUUAUAACACAAAAAUACUUCGGGGGGAUCUGUACAUUAAUAAUUCAAAUGAGAUGCUUAUUAAAUGCAUUACAGUUGUGA
Messenger RNA from Taeniopygia guttata (zebra finch), 3144 nucleotides. It is a transcript of the gene APCDD1L, whose product is annotated as APC down-regulated 1 like. The record is from RefSeq and is a predicted model, not a curated record. NCBI's taxonomy places the organism in Eukaryota, Metazoa, Chordata, Aves, Passeriformes, Estrildidae. Gene Ontology annotation, molecular function: Wnt-protein binding. Gene Ontology annotation, cellular component: plasma membrane. Gene Ontology annotation, biological process: negative regulation of Wnt signaling pathway.